Molecule: messenger RNA, 495 nt
Organism: Nematocida ausubeli
Lineage: Eukaryota; Fungi; Microsporidia
Exons: 1
Coding region: 1-495 (164 amino acids)
Source: RefSeq, a predicted model, not a curated record
AUGAUUCUAAAAUUUCUUCUAAGGAGAAACCGCUUCUGUAUUGCUAAUUUAGUAUACAUCCUCGGUACUCUUUGCGUUGGCAUGCACUCUCUGUUCUUGGGAAAGCACAACAUCAUAUUCAGAGGGCUCACUGCAGGAUGGUGUAUUAUCGUGGCAGUGUGCAUGUACAUAUGCUGUUUUUACAAGAUAACCAUUUCAAAUAUGAUGUAUGCAAUGUAUUUGAUGAUAAUCAAUAUAGGAACACUUCUGCUAAUUGUGUUUCUCCGCUUUUUAUUUGAGUUUAAUGCAAGUGACCCACUUGCUGUUCCAUUUGACAACAUUCCAAUUGCUGUGAUUUGUUUCUUCUCCCUUGCUAAUAUGCUCUAUAUUACAUCAAUUCGGAAGUGUCUUAUUGAUGGGCUAGUCCAGCCUGUUUUCAUACAGAGAAGAAAAAAGAUAGAAUCUAGAGUUGUUUAUGCACGCAGAGAGUACCCCGAGAUUUUCAAUAUCCAAUAG